Molecule: messenger RNA, 2900 nt
Organism: Bactrocera oleae (olive fruit fly)
Lineage: Eukaryota; Metazoa; Arthropoda; Insecta; Diptera; Tephritidae
Product: ESF1 homolog
Biological process (GO): rRNA processing
Cellular component (GO): nucleus
Molecular function (GO): RNA binding
Source: RefSeq, a predicted model, not a curated record
UGAAAAUAGUUUAACGGUUAAAAAUUUGCGUUAUAUGUAUUUUAUAAAAAAAUUUUAUUAAGUAAUUAUAACAGUUUUUCAAUAUUUCAUUACUACAUAACACUUGGCCAUCCUAGCAAUGUCAUAUUGAACAUCCCUGUAUUGCCUGCACGUGCAGAAUAUUUUGGCAUUUCUACCGCUACAAAAAGUGAAUUUUGUGUUUUGUUCAACUUCGUGAGAUAUAAUAGUGAAUUAUACAAUUUAAAUAGCAAAAUGGCUAAAGACAAACCACAAAAAUCAGUAAAAGUGAAGAAAAAUGAUACAACACAAGAUAAAACCAUAUCCAAUGCGCCGUCAACGUCAUCUGCUAUAUGGCAGGAUGAACGUUUCCAGCAUUUGGUCAAUGAUCCACGUUUUCGUGGUAUUCCUAUCACACAGCGUAAAGUGAAGAUAGAUAAGCGCUUUCAGGGCAUGUUUACUGAUGAUAAAUUUAAAGUGAAAUACACCGUGGAUAAGUAUGGGCGACGUAUUAAUAAAAGUAAUUCCGACGAUCUACGCAAAUACUAUGAGCUCAAUUCAUCAGAUACCGAAACAGACGAAGAUGAAAACAACCAACAGAAAACUCAUGUUGAGGAUGAUGAUCAGGAAGCAGAGGAGGAGUUGGAGCGCCGCAAAGAAGAAAAGGCUAUAAUUCGUGAGGAUGAUUCAGGUGAGAGCACCCCCAGUGAAGAGGAGGAAGGUGCAAAUGAUGAGCUUGUUAGCGAUGGCGAGGAAGUGCCCAAAACCCUACGUGAACGUUUAUUGAAUCCAAAUGUUGAUUAUGCGCGUGGCGAAGGCAGACUUGUAACGGAUUCUUCAUCGGAUGACGAGUCCAGUGAUGAAGAUGACGAUCUUGAGGCAAAUAUAGAUCAUGUUUGGGGCGAAUUAGAUCAAGAAGCGGAGACUACAGAGGAGUCUACAAAUAGAUUAGCGGUUUGUAAUAUGGACUGGGAUCGCAUACGUGCCGUUGAUUUGAUGGUGUUAUUUAGUUCAUUUUUGCCACCUGGAGGUAGUGUUUUGAGUGUGAAAAUUUAUCCGUCGGAAUAUGGCAAAGAACGCAUGCGUGAAGAGGAUAUACACGGUCCUACUGAACUUGUUGGGCUUGGAAGGGGCGUAAAUGGUGCGAAGGAUGCAGCUGAAUCUGGCUCGGACGACGAGGGAAUAGUCAAAGAGCAAGACAGCGAUGCUGAGGAGGGCGAUGAGUAUCACAUGGAAAAAUUACGCCAGUAUCAAUUAAACCGCUUACGUUACUACUAUGCCGUGGCAGUUUUUGACAGCAUAGCAACUGCGGACAAAAUUUAUAAAGAAUGCGAUGGCAUCGAGUAUGAGAGUACAGCAACACGUGUUGAUUUACGCUUUAUACCCGACGAUACCACUUUCGACGAAGACGAGCCCACCGAUGUUUGCACUGAUUUACCGGACACAAAUGGCUAUAAACCGCGUCAGUUUACAACAACGGCCUUGCAACAAGCUAAAGUCGAUCUGACUUGGGAUGAGACUGCAAUGGAACGGCAAGAACUAAGCGAAAAACUAUCCAGCGGAAAAUUGAAUGAAAUUAGUGACAAGGACCUGCGGAAGAUGGUUGCAUACAGCAGCGAGGAAGAUGAUGAUAGUAGCGAAGAAGCAGCAGUUGAAGAGGAAAAGCAAAAUGAGACAGAGCUGCCAAACAAAGCAAAGGAAAACCCAAAACGGAAAAAGUUUGAAAUAAUUAACAAAUACAAAGCGCUACUUGCGGAAAUCAAUGAGAAAGAACAGAAAAAGAAGAAUAAUAAAUUUGAAAUGGAGAUAAGCUGGAAUAUAGAUAAGCUAAAGGGUGAAAAAGAUAAGCAGGCCGAAGAAUCCGAGGAUCAAGCGAAGAAACAACAACUGACACCUAUCGAAAAAGUGCUGCAAAAACGUAGUGAAAAGAAUAAACAACGCAAAGAGGAACGUAAGAAAAAGAAAUUGCAAGCGCGUGGCUUAGAUCCCGACGCCGACAUCUCUUCAGACUCGGACAGCAUACCCGAUGGCAUUGAUAUGAACGAUCCCUACUUUGCGGAAGAAUUCGCUAAUGGCGAUUACGUUGAUCCCAGAGCGAAAAAACACGAUAAACUAAAGAAACAACAAAACGAAUUGGAUAAGCAGCUGGCUGCAGAAGAAGCGGAAAAACAAGCAAAGGAGCUGCAACUACUCUUGGACGAUGACGAUUUGGAAGAACAAGGCAAGCAACACUUCAGCUUAGAGAAAAUACUUAAAUCCGAACAAGAAACCAAAUCGAAACGUAAACGACGCAAACAAUUGAAAAAAUCGAAAUCAGCAAUUGCGGAGGAAACGAAACCAGUCGAAGAUAACUUUCAAAUAAAUAUAAAUGAUGACCGUUUCAAGGCUGUUUAUACAUCGGCCAAAUUCAACAUUGAUCCCACCGACUCACACUUCAAGAAGACCAAAGCCAUGGAGUUGAUUAUACAAGAAAAGCUAAAACGCCGACAUGGUGAUGAGGGCUUACGAAACGGUAAUGAUGCUGACGCACCAGAAGUUGACGCAGUUGAAGCCAAACGGCCGAAGAAGCAAUUGGAGAAUACGCUGUUGGUAAAGAGUUUGAAGCGCAAAAUUCUAAUGAAGCAGCAAAAGUAAUUUUUUUGGAUUUGUUUUUGUAAUAUUUACAUAGUUGAAGUUGUGUGUGUGUAAAAAGUUUAGAAUGCAGUUUUAGUAUCAAAAUAUGCUAAAAUAUUUAAGUUUAAAAUAUUAACCUAAAAAAAUGAAAAUAAAAUGUGUCAUGCGAUAUUCUUAAAAAUUAUUUGCCAAAUAUUUUUUUAUGUAUUACCGUGUGAUGAAUGUGUUGUGUUGAGUGCGAGCGCAAGUUGUGAAAAAUAUACAAAAUUUUUAAGUUUUAUUUGUCUAAA